AAUGAUGAAUAUUUUACGAACUUUCAUGUAAACGAAUGGAAUUAUAAUGGAUUUUUCAAUUUUUUGUCAGCCGAAAAACGUAGUCGAAAAGACUAUUUUUCUGUGAGUGUUGUUAUUCCUUCAAUACAAAGCAUCACUAUCUUCAAUUUAUGGAAAGUUUUCGAAUACUAUUCACAAGUUUAUGAUAAUAGUAAAUCAAUUUAUAGAGAAAAAGCCAGAAAUCGUUUAAUGUAA
Dentiscutata heterogama is the source of this 234-nucleotide messenger RNA. The record is from the annotation of a GenBank genome assembly. NCBI's taxonomy places the organism in Eukaryota, Fungi, Glomeromycota, Glomeromycetes, Diversisporales, Gigasporaceae.